ACGGUUUUUUUUUUUCUCGAACCGCAGUCAUUUCAUGUAAUUAGAUCGAUUUCCCCAUUACACAAAAUAGGGUUUUGGGGUGCAUUUGAGCUGCUACUCCAUCUUUUCUCUAGAACUCUCUUCUUCAUACCAGCUAAUUACUUCAAAACAAACAACACCUGCUAUCUAUCUAUCUGCUUCAACAAUGGCGACCGUUAUGCAGAAAAUCAAAGAUAUCGAAGAUGAGAUGGCAAAGACCCAAAAGAAUAAAGCAACUGCACAUCACUUGGGAUUACUGAAGGCUAAGCUUGCAAAAUUGAGAAGAGAACUUCUAACACCUACAUCAAAGGGAGGCGGUGGUGCUGGUGAAGGUUUUGAUGUUACAAAAAGCGGUGAUGCAAGGGUUGGUCUUGUGGGGUUCCCCUCUGUUGGAAAAUCGACACUUUUAAACAAAUUAACUGGAACUUUUUCGGAGGUUGCUUCGUACGAGUUUACUACUCUCACCUGCAUUCCAGGUGUUAUCACAUAUCGAGGAGCUAAGAUUCAGUUGUUGGAUCUUCCUGGUAUCAUUGAGGGUGCUAAGGAUGGAAAGGGUAGAGGAAGGCAGGUUAUCAGCACGGCCAGGACAUGCAACUGUAUUCUGAUUGUGCUGGAUGCAAUAAAGCCAAUAACUCAUAAACGUCUGAUUGAAAAAGAACUUGAAGGGUUUGGCAUUAGGUUAAAUAAGGAGCCCCCAAAUCUGACCUUCAGGAAAAAAGAGAAGGGUGGAAUUAACUUUACAUCAACGGUUGCUAAUACACAUCUGGAUCUUGAAACAGUGAAGGCAAUAUGCAGUGAAUACAAGAUACAUAAUGCUGAUGUCACUCUUAGGUUUGAUGCAACUGCUGAUGAUCUCAUAGAUGUUAUUGAAGGGAGUAGGAUAUAUACUCCUUGCAUCUAUGUUGUCAACAAAAUAGAUCAGAUUACACUUGAAGAGCUGGAGAUAUUGGAUAAACUUCCUCACUAUUGCCCUGUUAGUGCUCACUUGGAAUGGAAUCUUGAUGGUCUUCUAGAGAUGAUAUGGGAAUAUCUGAAUUUGACUCGUAUUUACACAAAACCCAAAGGGAUGAAUCCAGACUAUGAGGACCCUGUUAUUCUUUCGUCUAAAAAGAAAACUGUCGAGGAUUUCUGCUUUAGAAUCCACAAGGACAUGCUUAAGCAAUUUAAGUAUGCACUGGUCUGGGGUUCUAGUGCAAAACACAAGCCACAAAGAGUUGGCAAGGAACAUGAGCUUGAAGAUGAAGAUGUUGUGCAGAUCAUAAAGAAAGUUUAAAAAUAAAACCACUAAAUCUCCUACUCCAUUUUUGAGUUUUAUGUUACUGAACAGGUAAGGUUGGUUUAUCAGUGGGUGGCUUAGUUUUUGUAGUGGAUGCUGAUGUGUGUCUAAAACAUUAGGACAAAGAAAUCAUAAAUUAAGCAGAUUUAUGUAUGAGUGUUUCAAUAUGGUGGUUUACAACUUGCCUAUUUAUAUUUG
Molecule: messenger RNA, 1492 nt
Organism: Helianthus annuus (common sunflower)
Lineage: Eukaryota; Viridiplantae; Streptophyta; Magnoliopsida; Asterales; Asteraceae
Product: developmentally-regulated G-protein 3
Exons: 10
Coding region: 185-1291 (368 amino acids)
Biological process (GO): cytoplasmic translation
Cellular component (GO): cytoplasm
Molecular function (GO): GTPase activity; GTP binding
Source: RefSeq, a predicted model, not a curated record